Messenger RNA from Seminavis robusta, 690 nucleotides. The record is from the annotation of a GenBank genome assembly. NCBI's taxonomy places the organism in Eukaryota, Bacillariophyta, Bacillariophyceae, Naviculales, Naviculaceae.
AUGUCCAUCGAUUCUUCUUCUCCCGUCACCUUCAAGUACCUCGCCUUGCCCCAUGGACUGGGUGGACGUGGUGGAGUUCAGCGCUUCUUCUUGUUGGCUAACAACAUUCCCUUUGAAGAAAACUUGGUGGAAAUGUCCGAAUGGGGAGCCACCGAAAAGGCGCGUGUGGUCUCUUCCAAUGAAAAUCCAUGUGGCUCGGCACCAAUCUUGUACACCAAAGACAAGGAUGGCAAGGAUGCCCACUUGAUUCAACACAUUGCUGCCUCUCGAUUCUUGGCGCAUAUCCAUGGCGUCACCAAGGACAAUACUGCAUAUGAAGAAUAUGUUCAAGAUUUGGUGGCCGAUGAGUAUCAGAGCUUCCGCGAUGCCUGGGUUCACACGGCAUUUUCAGGCACUGAUGAAGAAAAGGCCAAGUACAAGAGUGAAGAUGCCCCCAAGUUUUUGACCAUGUUCAAUGCCUUGUAUGCCAAGUACAAGACUCAUGAUACUUAUUUGAGUGUCAGCAAGUCCAACAACAACACACCACUUUGGGCCGAUGCUGCUUUGUAUGGAUUGUUGCGUGACAAUAUCAUUACUGGAUUGAUUGCUGCCGAUGAUUUGGAAAAAUCCUACCCUGAGUUGUGGAAAAUGUACUUGGCAUUUGGAGAGAUCCCCGCUGUCAAGGCUUGGGUGGACAGCAAGAAAGCCUAG